Messenger RNA from Exophiala dermatitidis NIH/UT8656, 1563 nucleotides. Its product is annotated as beclin 1. The transcript is spliced from 2 exons. Lineage: Eukaryota; Fungi; Ascomycota; Eurotiomycetes; Chaetothyriales; Herpotrichiellaceae. Gene Ontology annotation, biological process: autophagosome assembly; late endosome to vacuole transport; autophagy. The record is from RefSeq and is a predicted model, not a curated record. Gene Ontology annotation, cellular component: phagophore assembly site; phosphatidylinositol 3-kinase complex, class III, type II; phosphatidylinositol 3-kinase complex, class III, type I. Bases 1 to 1563 code for a protein of 520 amino acids.
AUGUACUGCCAGAAGUGCCGGCAGCCGAUUCGAAUAGAUGGCUCAAUUCGCGACCUCAACCCGGCCUCUUUCGAUCUGCUCAUCGCAUCUACGGCCCAUUCCCAACAGAAUAACACCAGUGCUUCUCGCCUGAACUACCCCAAAGAACGGAAAGACCUUUACGAUCGUGUUGCGGGCAAUGUGGAGGCUCCCAUCUACAAACGGACCAUUCCCGCACCUCAGCAUGGUACCGCUACAGGAGGGCCAGACUCUAAGAAUGGGCUUCCAGAUAUGUCCUUUAUCGAAAUAACACAGUCUCAGGUCGCCUUACAUGAGCGGGACCUGUCGCACCGGAACGAUCGGGGCACCGACAGGCAAGAAGAAGACAACGGUACUGAAGAGCGGGACAAGGAGAACCUGUUGUCUACUAAAGUGGCCAAGACGGAAGCUUUGUUUUCAAUAUUGUCCUCCCGUUCCGACAUCGAUCAUCCGAUAUGCUCGGAAUGUACCUCUCUCAUUCUAUCGGCCUACAACGCCCGCCUGGGUGGCUCUUUGAAGGAAAAAGAUGCUUACGCGUCCUUUCUUAAAUCUGUACAACAAACAGUCUCAUCGACGCCACAUGGAACUGAUGCCAAAGCACGAAAAGAGCUUUCACAUACUGAGAAGGACGAAGGAACUGCUUAUGACCUCCUCAUACGCACAGAAGGUGAAUCUUGCCAGGUUGAGGAAGAGAUUGCAGCCUUGGAAGAGGAGUCACAGCAGAUGGAUCGCAAGGAACAAGUGUAUUGGUUGUCACGGAAUUCCUUUGACGACCAACUCUACCAGGUCACAGUCCGUCUAUUAUCGCUACAGGAGAAAUAUAUCCAUGACAACCAACAACUCGAGCGGCUUCAGCGUACCAAUGUGUACAACGAUACGUUCUGCAUCGGACAUGAUGGGUAUUUUGGCACCAUCAAUGGCCUUCGACUCGGCCGCUUACCCAAUCAGAAUGUUGACUGGGCUGAAAUCAAUGCAGCAUGGGGCCAGACCUUACUGCUCCUGGCUGUGGUGGCUGAAAGGCUUAGAUAUACGUUUCAAGGCUACCGUCUCCGGCCCCAAGGCAGCACAUCCCGCAUCGAAAAGUUGGAAUACCCACAACAAGCACCGGGAGCAGCCCGCUCCACUGGUACAGACCGUGGAUUACGUUCAGCAUCUGCCAACCCGGAACCUAAGGUGACUCGUCUAGACCUCUUCAGCAGCGGUGACAUGGCAAUUGGGAGGCUGCUAAACCACCGGCGGUUCGAUGCUGGCAUGGUGGCCUUUCUUGAUUGCCUGAACCAGUUGGGCAAACAUGUUGAGCGAACAUCCAGUAUGGAAGGCACUACAAGCAGUAGCCCUGCUAGGAACGCCAGUGUCCGCAAUCUACCUCCCAAAAGAGUUCUGCCGUAUUCCAUACAGGGUGACAAGAUUGGCGACGUUUCCAUAAAGCUUGGGGUCGGUUUUCACCAGGAUGAGAACUUUACAAAGGCUUGCAAACAUGCUUUGACCGACUGCAAAUUUCUGCUGGCAUAUAUCAGUAACCUUGAGGUUGGAAGAGUCCCAUGA